Molecule: messenger RNA, 1062 nt
Organism: Phycomyces blakesleeanus NRRL 1555(-)
Lineage: Eukaryota; Fungi; Mucoromycota; Mucoromycetes; Mucorales; Phycomycetaceae
Exons: 4
Coding region: 1-1062 (353 amino acids)
Source: RefSeq, a predicted model, not a curated record
AUGAACAACUUCACCUCUAACAGUCCCUCUGAGAAUAACUUUGUGCAUGCGGCUAUUGCACGUAAUAUCAUGCCCAACAGCAACACUGGUCUGGCAUCGGUUAUGUAUACACCUACCACGAGACCGGCAGGUAGCCAUGUUGAUGGUAAUGUGGCCGAUCCAGUUCUGGCAAUGCUGGCCUGUCUUAAUGCUCAGAUGAAGAGUCUUACUGACCAAAUUGCAAGCAUGGCCACCAGUAUCACCAAGUCCAAUGAUACCACAACUUGUCUUCAGGAGACAGUUGCAAAUAUUGUUUCUGGUCAAACUGUUGUCCAAAAUACUGCUUCCAGAUACAAUGUUACAUCAGGCGUUGAAGCGGUCACUGGUCUUUCAUCAUUGAUGGAAGAUGAUUAUGUGCCUGGAAAGAGACACCCAGCAAUCUCUAAAUUGAUCAAUGGGUAUCUGAAAAAGCGGAACUUCAGCAGUAGUGAUCAAAGAAAAGUAGCCACAAAUGCUGCAAAGCCAGGAUGGGUCCUUACAAGCUACUUUACAGGUGGCUAUAACCACAGUCUUGCACUGGCUCUAACUGCAUAUUUGCGGAGCCAACCUCAAUCUGCUGGCAUACUUACAAGUGACCUUGCAUGUAUAGUAAAAAACCAUUUUUGCAACCAGAUCCAUGAGUCCCGCAGACGCCUUCAUCUGCAAACAGAAAAAGAACUGCAUCAAGAAGACAUCAGCAUGCUUCUUUGCCAGCGUUCCAUGGCUUAUCUUGAAAACAAAGAAGCCAUUGAUACAGUCACGAAAAGAGACAAUUGUGCUCAUGUCCUUCAAAAUGCAGCAAUGUCUGAUGAUGAGACAGAUGAUGAGGCAACUAGAUUGGCCAGCAGUAAACGCCUGAAGGCUUAUCGCCCUAACUGGAGAAGUGAUGAGCUUCAAACGCUCUUGGAAAGACUUGACGAUUAUGCUGUAGCAAAAGGACAGCAAAGAUCACUGAAACUUAUCCCUCGUAUCAGGGUUACGUGUGACGCAGAUGUUCCCAAUGAUUUAAAAGUCCCACUAGCUCAAUGGACCAUUAAAGAUUAA